Messenger RNA from Striga hermonthica, 567 nucleotides. The record is from the annotation of a GenBank genome assembly. Lineage: Eukaryota; Viridiplantae; Streptophyta; Magnoliopsida; Lamiales; Orobanchaceae.
AUGGGUAGUGAGUAUAAUAAAUUCGAAAAGAAUUCCAUUUCCCAAGUAAAUAACAACAAUGUGAUAGUAGUGCCGUGUACACCGCCACCAAACUACAGACCGACUUGUAGUAUAGUGCCACCAACUCCCGAAGAUACGAAUGAAUUUUCGAUCCAUAGAAGCUGCUCAGUUACCCCAACAGAUGCCUUAUUUGAUUCGUUUGCUCCGGGCCCUGACAAGUUGAUGCUAGCUCCUCAGCCUUCAAGGAAAUAUAGGCAAGAAUCGCGCACACAUGUUGUUCGAAGUCUCAACUUUGGGCCAGAUGCUUUGGGCCAUGACUCCAAUACGGAUGAAAAAAGCAUCGAAUGUUUUCUUGAAGAGAUUGUCUACAACACUGUUCUUGAUGCUAUUGUUUCAGAGGAGCAGACCACAAAACAGGUUGAAGUUGAAGUUGAGGUUCGUACUCCCGAAUCUGCCACACGCCUCGUUGGAAUUGCUGAGACGUGCCCCCAAGCUCCAUUCAAGUACGUACAUAAGAAAAGAAGCAUUGUCAUUAACAAGGAGAUUUGCAAAAAGCUUGACUUCUAA